AUGCAGUCCAUCAGCGGGACAGUGUCAGGCACAAGUUUCAUCGUGAUGCUGGCCCUUGGUUCCCCAGGGCGCUUGUUGAAGAGACUGUCUUUGCUCCAUUGUCGAAGCUCAGGACCUGGACUUCAGGCAACCGCAGGGCGGGGCGCGUGCACGGUGAGGGGCAUCCCAGCUCCUUCCUCAGCGCCAGCAAGUCAAGCCGGGGCCAGAACACCAGCCGCCGGCCCCGCACCCGGCCACCUCCCGGCGCCCGGCCACGUCCGUGUGCAGGACCUCCUCCCCGCAACGGUCAGGGCCAAGCAGCUGACCGAGGAGCAGGUGGCCGAGUUCAAGGAGGCCCUCUCCCCGUUCAAUGAGGACGGAGACGGCGCCAUCAGCACGCGGGAGCUGGGCACCGUCCUGCGGUCGCCGGGCCAGAAACCCACUGAGGCCGAGCUCCGGGACCUGGUGGGCGAGCUGGACCGCGACGGCAGCAGCACCGUGGGCUUCCCCGAGCUCCUGGGCCUAAUGGCCCGUAUGAAGGGCAGGGACGCCAAGGACCAGAUCCGGGAGGCCUUCUGCGUCUUCGACAAGGACGGCAACGGCCUGAUGGGCACAGCCGAGCUGCGGCACGUGAUGACCCGGCUGGGCGAGAAGCCGAGAGACCAGGAAGUGGACGAGAUGAUCCGGGCGGCGGACGUGGACGGGGACGAGCUGGAUGACACAGGCCGCUCCCAAGCCCAGCAAACCCCAAAUGUUCCAUCCCUCGGAAGCAGAAGCUCAGGGACGUCCCUGUGCACCGACCAGGGCAGGAGGAUGGUCACAGCCUCACUGGCCGCUCAUGCCCCAGGGAGGGCGCGGUGUGCCCUCCGGGAGCCCUCCACGUGGGAUCCCUAAAGCGCACCCGGUACCUCCAUCCGCUGUGGACCAGGGCCCUGGGCCGAGGGGCACUCUUGGAGGCUGACAACCAGGGUCUGGCCUCCUGAGAAACACCACCUCCUUUCCCCGCCCCCGACUCCCCUGCGCUCUCUUGUUCCCUUCUGUCUCUGUGCCAAACCGCGGUGAGGUGAUUCGUCUCUUAAAGCUGGGAGUCAGUUGUAACACGUUUGUAUUCACCUUCUUGGAGGGAAAUUUGAAAGGGAGAAAGAGGCCACAGGGGAAUAAAGAAAACGUCUGUUUUUCUCUGGU
Molecule: messenger RNA, 1164 nt
Organism: Orcinus orca (killer whale)
Lineage: Eukaryota; Metazoa; Chordata; Mammalia; Artiodactyla; Delphinidae
Product: myosin light chain 1, skeletal muscle isoform-like
Molecular function (GO): calcium ion binding
Source: RefSeq, a predicted model, not a curated record